Verruconis gallopava is the source of this 904-nucleotide messenger RNA. RefSeq lists its product as uncharacterized. The record is from RefSeq and is a predicted model, not a curated record. NCBI's taxonomy places the organism in Eukaryota, Fungi, Ascomycota, Dothideomycetes, Venturiales, Sympoventuriaceae. The coding region runs from base 88 to 597 and encodes 169 amino acids. Gene Ontology annotation, cellular component: mitochondrion. The transcript has 2 exons.
CCGUGAGAAAUCAGACCAUUCUCAGACACGCAUUCUGCGCAUUUUCGCCCAGCUGACUUGACCUUCACACUCCUGCGUCAUAAGUCAAUGCAAUUGAUGGAUGCAAUGGCAUCCGAUCAGCCGUCCCGGCCAUCGAUAUCCCAACCUAUCCCUUCACGAGCUCCUCUUCCCUUGUCCGCAAGCCAAGAACAGCAGGUUCGAGAUAUAUAUCACAAACGCGUGCGCGCAAAGUGUGCAGAUGAGAUAAAGGAGUUUGCCAUGUGUGCGCGCCAGCACUCGUUCCUUGCAACAUUUUCCUGCAAGGAAGCACAGCGCAUAAUGAACAGCUGCAUGAUGCGGUACGCGACUUUGGAAGAGCAGGACAGGGCGCGAGAAGAAUGGUUCGCGACAAGAGAUCAGAGACGGAAAGAGAGGGAGCUCAAAGAGGAGAAGAGGAAGGAGGCCGAGCGGAUACACCGCCAAUGGUGGGGAUUAGAUGAGCAUGGUAGGAGGAUAGUGAAACCGGAGAGCAAUACGGGAUCUGAAAAUGAUCUCGCCAAGAUGGAAGAACUGGCUAAAGCAGUUAUUGAGCAGAAAAAGGAUGAGAAGAAGAGGUGAUGAGCUCCCUGUGGGAAGACUGACUGCGGACCAUGACAUGAAUUGGUCUUCUAUCUUUUUUUGUCUUUUGAGCUCAGAGCGCAUCUCGAAGUUCUGAGGUCGUCUAUCGUGCGCUUGGCUUCUAGCACCAUCAUCGUGAAAAGAUUGUAAGAUUAUAUGCAUAGCGAUGGCGUUUCAUUGGGACUGCGUCGACCGAUGUUGGUCGAAGGAGGAACUCUCUCCACUUGAAUUGCGAACAAUAUCUGGGUUGCUGUGUGCAUUUGUGAGAACUCUCGGUAAUUGUGCAUGCCAAUACCCUUAUCAAACA